Molecule: messenger RNA, 848 nt
Organism: Labeo rohita (rohu)
Lineage: Eukaryota; Metazoa; Chordata; Actinopteri; Cypriniformes; Cyprinidae
Exons: 4
Coding region: 63-848 (261 amino acids)
Source: RefSeq, a predicted model, not a curated record
UGAUUGUGUGACUGAAGCAGCAUCAAACUCUUGGGCUCUUCUGGAAACUGGACUUUGGAGAAAUGAUGUUCAUCUCUGGACUGAUGCUGCUGCUGCAAACUGUUGCAUGUCUGGAUCGGUUCUGCAGGUUUAAUCAGUUUGAUCCCUGUUACGCAGCUCUGGGACACAAACUCAAUGUGCUGAUGCUGCUGAACACUAGUGGAUAUGAGAUGAAGAUACAAAAGAGAAUAAACUACAACAAAACAACUGAUCCAGUUUGUAGAGUAAAGAAUGACACGAUUAAAAAGAAUGAAUGUGAUCUUUAUAGUAACAGACCUGAAGUUACAGUCAUUAAUGGGACUCUGAUAAUAAACCGUGUGAUCAGAGCAGAUUCAGGGAAUUACACAGUAACUCUCUAUCACUCAGACGGCACAGACACAUCUACACAUCUUGAAGAUCUUGAAGUAAAUGUUGAAGCUCCUAUUGGCUCAGUGGAAGUGUCAAUCAUCUGCUCCUCCAGUGGGGUGAUGAGGGCGUCCUGCUCCUCUGAGGGCGAUCAGCUCCUCUACAGCUGGACUCUGAAUGGAGAUUCACUGACGGAUGGAAACUCCAGCAUUGAUCUGAAUGAGGGAACUGAUGGAAACAUCACCUGCAGUGUGAAGAACCACGUCAGUCACGGACAGAAGACCAUUAAUGUCAAACCCUGUCCUGGACCAACUACUGCAUCUCUGACCUUUACAGCAAAGGAUUCAGAAUAUGAGAAUAUGAGUUUCUCAUCAGGUGGUAUGAAUCCCACCAGCAUCAAUGCCAAUAAUACAAAACAGUCAGCUCCCUUAAUUGGGCUCUUAAAUCUUAAAAAGUGUCAUUAG